AUGUCGGGAAAAUUCAAGACAACAACAAUGUACAAACAUCGCACAAGAAAUGGUCAAAGAAUGUUUGGAGGAAUGAGUCAAGAUGUUGAUCGAGUAUUACCCGAACAUAUACAAGACAAAUCACCCCCACCUUCUUAUGAAGAAGUGAUAGGACAACAUCAGUCAUCUUUAAAACAAGAUCAAAAUGAGUUACCUCCCUUGUCAUAUAUUGAUAUCAUGCCUAGAUGUCUUGAAGUUGGUGCUGUAGACAGAAAAGUUCCACCAAAGUUUGAACCAUUUAGUGCCAUUAUAGAGAACGCCAAUGAAUGGUUAAGAUGUAACAGUGGUAUGAAGGUGUGGAGAUGUGAAACUGUCGAGAGAAAGAUAGAAAAGGGUACAAUAGUAAAUCUAGAUUCAACUUUAAUACAUGAAUCAACUUAUGGUUUCAAUGUUUACGUCAUAGGCUUAAGAUUGUGGUUGACAAAGAAAUCGGACGAGAAAACACCAACCCAACAGUUGGCGGUGUAUAACGUUAUACCGCAAGAAAAAGAAGUUCCUAUAAGAUUUAGUACCCGUUUUGGGGGAGGGUCGGGAAUUGUCGGCGGAGCUUAUAUUGUUGGACCAGGUCUUGGUAGAGGAAUUCAUACACAAAUAACGACAUGGACGACGUACGAGGGGCUGAAUAAGACAUUGGAGAGAACCAACGAGGAACUGAAAACAUCGCCUUUACCUGGCAAAUACUAAAUAUUGAAACUUCAACCAUAAAAUUUGCUGAACGU
Lottia gigantea (owl limpet) is the source of this 758-nucleotide messenger RNA. RefSeq lists its product as hypothetical. The record is from RefSeq and is a predicted model, not a curated record. Lineage: Eukaryota; Metazoa; Mollusca; Gastropoda; Lottiidae. The transcript has 6 exons. The coding region runs from base 1 to 723 and encodes 240 amino acids.